This is a messenger RNA of Andrographis paniculata, 1578 nucleotides long. RefSeq names its product serine/threonine-protein kinase STY13-like. Gene Ontology annotation, biological process: protein phosphorylation. The record is from RefSeq and is a predicted model, not a curated record. The transcript has 6 exons. NCBI's taxonomy places the organism in Eukaryota, Viridiplantae, Streptophyta, Magnoliopsida, Lamiales, Acanthaceae. Gene Ontology annotation, molecular function: ATP binding; protein kinase activity. Bases 134 to 1216 code for a protein of 360 amino acids.
AACACACUUCCAAUCCACCCCAAGAGCAAACCCAAUUAAAAAUAAAAAUAAAUAAAAACCUCUUCUUUCUCCAUUUACGAGCUCCAAUUUUUUUUUAGCUCUUCUGGCGGUACACUAAAAUUCCUCACCAAAAAUGGCUGAUCAGGAGGGACUCUCCGAGCUGCCGCCGCCGCCUGCUUUCCAUGGGCCGACCGCGGCGGCGGCGGCGGAUGCUUGGGGCUUCGUCGGAAAUAUCGAUAAGAAGCUGCUGGUAGACGCGCGCAAGCUCGUUAUUGGGCCGAUGAUAAGCGAAGGGCACCAUUCUGUUGUGUACGAAGGGAGGUACAAAAGCACUCCUGUGGCUGUCAAAGUGAUGCCGUCAGAUAUGCCAUCGCCGGAGAGUCAACAGGGGAAGCUCAAUCGGGAGGUUCUGAUGCUUUCGAGAGUAAAACAUGACAAUGUUGUGAAGUUCAUUGGGGUUGUUCUAGAGCCGACACUUAUGAUCAUCACCGAGCUCAUGAGAGGAGGUACAUUGCAAAAAUACUUGUGGAGCGUUCGUCCCAAUCGCCUCGAUCUUAAGGUGUCGAUACGUUUCGCGCUAAAGAUAUCGCAAGCAAUGGAGUAUCUUCACCAGAACAGAAUCAUCCACCGUGAUUUAAAACCGAGCAAUCUGCUUCUUACAGAAGAUCAUAAGAAAAUCAAAAUAGCUGACUUUGGAUCGGCUAGAGAAGUGUCGGAUGAUGAGAUGACAGUCGAGGUUGGAACCUAUCGCUGGAUGGCCCCUGAGAUGUUCAAUGUAGAUGGUCUGCGUCCCGGCGCGAAGAAGCAUUACGAUCACCGAGUGGAUGUCUACAGUUUCGCCAUGGUUCUGUGGGAGCUUCUCACGAAUCGAACUCCAUUCAAGGGCAGAGACAACAUCUUAGUGGCAUAUGCUGCUGCAAUGAAUCGAAGGCCGAGCGUGGACGACAUUCCGGCGGGGAUCGCGCCGUUCCUCAAAUCUUGCUGGGCAGAAAAUCCUGAAGAUCGGCCCGAGUUCCAGCAGAUCACAAAAUUCCUGGAGGAUUUCCUCCGCGCCAUGACCAAGCCUUCUCCGAGGUUGUCCGGCGCGGAACAUUCGAGCAGCAACGUCGAAAAAGACGAAGAAUCCACAGGCGCAGAAUGCUCGCCGGAGCAGCCGAAAAAAUUCCACCGGAGCUUCUCCGUCCGGCUGUUCCAUCGCUUGGGCCGUUGCUUCUAGAAAGUGAGGUUUCGAAAUUGGGAUCGGUCUUGUAAAUAAUCUUAUCAGAGACAAGAUUCAGUUGACUGUCGAAACGUUUGGAUAAAACUCAAUAGGAAGAUUCAGACAAGUGGCAAUCGAAUUCUUGAUCCAACCUAAACCCUCAAGAACAGUACUCCCUUCCUCCCCUUUUAUCUAAUCAUCCCAAUACAAAACGAGCGCAUUUCCCAGCAGUCAAUUCAGAGGGGCGGCGCCGCGGUGGUGGGCGGCGGCAGCAGCAGAUCCAUACCAUAUUAAACAACGUUAUCCAUCAUCCAUCCACACCCUUUCUUCCAUCUGGGCCCCCCUCUCCCCCCACAUCUGUCGCCCUCCCAAACCCUACC